UGAAAUGUAAUAGGAGCUCCGUCACUGUUUCCGGAGUCUUUUCUCAUUCUCUCCCUAAAAAUCCCCCUCACAGACAGAAUUGGAGCGGAGGAAUUCUACCUCUUUUAAAAAAAAGCACUUCGUCUUUCUGUAACAAUUUCAAGCUUUUGUUACAAUGCACGGAAGCCUGAAUAUCGUAUGUGAGCAGAUUGGCACAAACACAAGACAGCAGAUGUUAGCAGUCACAAAUUAAAUUUACCACAAACUCUGCUGUGAUAGACAACAGAUGCCAUCAACGUGUCAUAAAUCAGCUUCAGUUUCAGAGCUCUGUCUGUGGCACUCUUAACCUAAACACCAAUGAAAGCCAGUAAGUAGACUUUUGGAAUCGGCCAGGUGACCAGGGAUACUGAGGGAAUAGGUAAGGAUGACUGCCAACAAGAAUGCCAGCGCUAACCACGCAGCUGGAGCAACCAAAGCAGCUCGUGAGACGAGUACCAGGCGUCAUUCAGUGUGUCCAACCACACUUUCAUUGCCGGUGAGAAGCCCAGCAUACCCAUUAAGUGACAGUGAAGACUCCUAUAGAUCGACUCGCUAUGCUCAUAUUUCAACUCCACGACUGAAUCUGAGGGAUUGUGGUUCAGGAGGAGCAACGCCAAGAAGCAGUUUUCUCCACUCAUGUAGUAUUGAUUCCAAAAGUCCUUUACUGAAAGCUGUGAGUAUUGGAUGCUUAGAUACGCACCUGCCAGGCACCACAGUUGAAGGAAUCCGAGACCAGAAACAAUCGCAGGAAGAAUGUCAAGAGGGGCCAAGUGAUGGGAUAGGCACCCACCAACUUAACCGGAGCACUCUGUCUUUGGCGUCUGCUUCUACCUUCCGGAACCUAUCCUUCAGCAGGGCCACCAUUCGCGCUCAGACUGUUGAUAUUAGGCAGAAGAUUUCAGAAUGGGAAUGCAGAAAGGACAUGCCCCCCAGGCGGAAUCUGAUGCUGGAGAAGAGAAAAGUAGGAGACAGGGCCAGUAGUGAGGGCUGCCCUAGCAUGCUGUCCUCACCGUGCAGUGAGAAGACCUUUGAUCUGACAGGAUUGAAGAGAAUGAGUAGGUCAUUCUCCGAGUGUUCGUACCCCGAGACUGAAGAUGAUGCAUCUGAUAAAGAGUCAUUUGCCAGACAUGAAAGGUUGUUUGGUAAGAACCAACCUUCCAGUUUCUGUAGCAAAGAACAUGCAAAAAAACAGACAUCUGCUGUGUUGAGCAGGAUUCAGAAAAUUGAGCAAGCUCUCAAGGAGAGCCCCAAUAAGGACCUUCCUCAGUUGCCCAGCAGUUGCUAUGGGAAGGAAAGACUGAGGAAAAAGUCUUUCAUGCUAAGUGUGUCAGAGGACAUUAAGGAUCCUGGGAAUACAGCACAGAGAGGGAGUGUUAACUCUGUGUUAACAGAGCCAGAGCCUGAUCCUGUGAUUGAGAAAACUAUGUCAAAGCAGCAGCUUAGUCACAAUUCUGAAAGCUCGUACCACAAACCUGACCCACCGGCUGAAAGUAUGCCCAGCAUUGUGGUGAAUCCUGUGCCAAAGCCAAAACGUACCUUUGAGUACGAAGCAGAUAAAAACCAUAGGAGCUCUCCUAGCAACAGUCUACCUCCAUCCUCAACUCCCACUUCUCCUCCACCUCUCCCAUCAACCCCUGCUCCACCUGUCACCCGGAGGCAGAAAAAGGAUUCAAACCUCCACAGGAAAAUCUAUAACAGGAAAUCCUUUGAAUUUGAAGAUGCUGUAAGUCUUCAGUCAUCCCACUCUCCGUCUCCUACUGAAAAUGGUACAUCCACCUCUCCUCUGGAGGUACACAGCAGAUUCAGUUCAAAAAGCACUUUAGCAGAAGAGAAUGCCUAUGAAGACAUCAUAGAUACACCUAAAGAAAAUCCUUAUGAAGAUGUGGAACUGAAAGGCCGCUACCCUGGCAGAAAACUGCAGCUGUCAUCUGAGAAUUCCCUAGACUCUUUGCACAGGAUGUGGUCCCCUCAGGACAGGAAGUACACUACACCUCCCCAGCUGCCCCCGAAACCCAGCAGUCUGUCAUUGCGUCUGAGUAGUACCAUAGACAGAAAGACUCUUAAACUACCACGACUAUCAAAAAGACACAGCCAUGAUGAUGUGCUGCUUCUGUCCCACCUUAGCGUGCCCUCAUCCCCUACCAGCCUCAAUGAUGACAGCAUGAGCACCACCAGUGAGCUGUUGUCUACUCGCCGGUCCAGGAGGAUCCCUAAGCUUGUUCGGAAAAUUAACGGCAUCUAUAGUGCAAAAAGAGGGAAGAAAAGGCUGAAGAAAUUGUCACUAUCAAAUUUUGAAAAUGCAUCCUUGCGAGAUGAGAACAGUGAGAGUGAGAGCGACUCGGAUGACAGGUUUAAAGCUCACACGCAGCGCUUGGUCCACAUUCAGUCAGUCCUAAAGAAAGCUCCCAGUUACCGCACGUUAGAACGAGAGCUUAUCGAAUGGCAAGAGCGGGAACUCUUUGAAUAUUUUGUGGUGAUAUCACUGAAGAAAAAGCCUUCAAAGAACACAUACAUCCCUGAAGUAUCCUAUCAAUUUCCAAAGCUAGAAAGACCAACAAAGCAAGUCCGUGAAGCAGAAGAACGAUUGAAAGCAAUCCCACAAUUCUGCUUUCCAGAUGCCAAGGACUGGAGCCCAGUGUCAGAUUUUACCAGUGAAACCUUCUCAUUCAUGCUUACUGGGGAAGAUGGUAGUCGGCGAUUUGGUUAUUGCAGGCGAUUGUUACCAAGCGGUAAAGGCCCACGCUUACCGGAGGUUUAUUGUGUCAUCAGUCGUCUGGGCUGCUUCACCCUCUUUUCAAAGAUUCUGGAUGAAGUGGAGAGGAGGCGUGGAAUUUCUGCUGCCCUGGUCUAUCCAUUCAUGAGAAGUUUAAUGGAGUCUCCCUUCCCUGCACCAGGAAGGACGAUACGAGUCAAGACCUUUCUACCAGGGGCUGGGAAUGAGGUUAUUGAACUUCGACGCCCCAUGGACUCACGAUUGGAACACGUAGACUUUGACUGUCUCUUUCGUUGUCUCAGCAUACGACAAAUUAUCAGGGUCUUUGCAUCUCUAUUGCUUGAGAGGCGGGUGAUAUUUAUCGCAGAUAAACUGAGCACUUUGUCCAGCUGUGCCCAUGCUGUGGUGGCUCUGCUGUACCCAUUCUCCUGGCAGCACACCUUUAUACCAGUACUUCCAUCCUCCAUGAUCGACAUUGUCUGUUGCCCAACACCCUUCCUGGUGGGAUUGCUCUCCAGUUCACUUUCUAAGCUGAAGGAACUUCCAGUAGAAGAGGCACUGAUGGUUGAUCUAGGGACAGAUCGCUUCCUCCGACAGAUGGAUGAUGAGGACUCGCUGAUACCACGGAAACUGCAGGCUGCCCUAGAGCAGGCUCUAGAGCAAAAGAAUGAACUAGUUACUCCAGAUUCAGACAGUGAAUCAGAUGAUGAGUGUAACACACUGAAUAAUCUGGUCUCAGAAGCCUUCAUUCGCUUCUUUGUGGAAACUGUCGGCCAUUAUUCUUUAUUUUUGACCCAAAAUGAGAGGAAUGAACGAAUAUUCCAAAGAGAAGCUUUCCGCAAGUCAGUCGCUUCUAAGAGUAUCCGAAGAUUUCUGGAGGUCUUCAUGGAGUCACAGAUGUUUGCUGGAUUCAUACAGGACAGGGAACUGCGAAAGUGCAGGGCAAAAGGCUUGUUUGAGCAGAGAGUUGAGCAAUAUUUGGAGGAGUUGCCAGACACAGAACAGAGUGGAGUGAACAAAUUUCUAAAAGGUCUUGGAAAUAAAAUGAAAUUCCUCCACAAGAAGAGUUAGUAGUAUUCAUAUUGUAUCUGUUCUCACAAGGACCACUGGACCUUGCACAAGUACUUUCUUAAACUCAUUUCCAUUUUGGAAAAAAUGGAUUAUACAUUCUUCAUGUUCACAAAAUCUUCAAAUUUAUUCAAAGACUGAAUUAUAAUAGUAUUGGAGAAGAAUCUGAAGCUGCAACAAGUACACUUAAUUAUGUUUAUCUUUGCAGAUUGGGUUGUAUAUUGUAAAUAUAUUACUGUUUUUAUUGGUAUUUUAUUGUCUGGAUUUAGCAGUCAUUGUACUGAAUAUCUGUAAAGAGUUGACUUUUUAACAUGUUUUGUGAUGCCAGAGUGACUUAUGACUUGGAGCAUGAAUGGUCCAACUGAGCAUGUGCAGAAGAUUAUUGUUUGUAAUGAGGGUUGGGGGAAAGCACAGAUUUUCUCAUUUACUAACAAUGUCAUUACUUUGCUGGUAUGGUUAUGGAGAAUGUGUGUGAUCCUAUCAACUGGGAAAUACCUGAACUAUAUGAAAAAAUGAAGUUCCAAUUUUACUUGUGCUGUAGCUGUAGAAUUCUGAUUGUAUCUCAUGUUUUUUCCCCCCGCAUUUUGCCAACAAAAUGUGAUCGAUCAAGUUACACUGAAAAUAUUUGGUACUUUUUUUGAUGUUGCUUGAAAAUGCAUAAGCUGCCAUAGAAAAGGCUGGUGAAUGAAUCACUGAAACCUUUCUGUAUGUAAUGCACUGCUGUCGCUGAGUGUAAUGAGAAUUGAGCAGAAGCCUUUGCGACGGCCAUUCUCAAAGAGCAUGAUUGGUUAAGCCUUGCCACAUUUCUAUGUACUGCUUUUUUAAAAAAAAUAAACACGUUUGGCAGA
Messenger RNA from Stegostoma tigrinum, 4647 nucleotides. It is a transcript of the gene dennd2b, whose product is annotated as DENN domain containing 2B. The record is from RefSeq and is a predicted model, not a curated record. The transcript has 22 exons. The coding region runs from base 404 to 3802 and encodes 1132 amino acids. Lineage: Eukaryota; Metazoa; Chordata; Chondrichthyes; Orectolobiformes; Stegostomatidae. Gene Ontology annotation, biological process: positive regulation of ERK1 and ERK2 cascade.